Pseudophryne corroboree (corroboree frog) is the source of this 399-nucleotide messenger RNA. Its product is annotated as octapeptide-repeat protein T2-like. The transcript has a single exon. Lineage: Eukaryota; Metazoa; Chordata; Amphibia; Anura; Myobatrachidae. The record is from RefSeq and is a predicted model, not a curated record. Bases 1 to 399 code for a protein of 132 amino acids.
AUGGUGGGAAGAAAGAGGCAGACAGAGGGUGUGAGAGGAAAAUGGGAAGAGAGAGAGAUUAAAGAGACAGAUCAGCAGUCAGAGAAUGUGAGAGGAUGGCAGAAAAAGAGAGACACAGAGAAAAGAGACAGACAGGCAGACAGUGGAUGUGAGAGGAUGGUGGGAAAAGAGACACAGAGGAAAGAGACAGAUCAGCAGGCAGAGGAUGUGAGAGGACAGAGAAAAGAGACAGACAGGGGAUGUGAAAGGAUAGUGAAAGAGACAGAAAAGGAAAGAGACAGACAGGCAGAGGAUGUGAGAGGAUGGUGGAAAGAGACAGAGGAAGAGACAGACAGGCAGACAGUGGAUGUGAGAGGAUUGUCGGAAGUCAGACACAGAAGAAAGAGACAGGCAGAAUGA